GUGUGUGUGUGUGUGUGUGUGUGUGUGUGUGUGUCUAUGUCUAUGUGUGUGUGUCCUCAGCUCUGGGUCUGGCCACUCUCAGCAUUGCCCUGAGUGUGAGGAUCUUCUUCACCUUCCUCAUGGUGCUCUGCGCUGGAUUUGAUUUGAAAGAGAAGAUCUUCAUCGCUCUGGCCUGGAUGCCUAAAGCCACUGUUCAGGCUGCGAUUGGCUCGACGGCUCUGGACACGGCGCGUGUGAAGCAGGAUGAGGAGUGUCAGCGUUUUGGUAUGGACGUGCUGAGCGUGGCCGUUCUCUCCAUCCUCAUCACUGCUCCACUCGGAGCGCUGCUCAUCGGCCUGUGUGGACCACGCCUACUGAGGAGACCCAAGAACCCCGAGUGGGGUGUCUUUGUGACUCCCCUGUGACUCUUCUACAACUCUAUUUUGUCUCCUCUAUGACUCCUCUGACUCUCUUCU
This is a messenger RNA of Ictalurus punctatus (channel catfish), 455 nucleotides long. RefSeq names its product sodium/hydrogen exchanger 9B2-like. The transcript is spliced from 2 exons. The record is from RefSeq and is a predicted model, not a curated record. The coding region runs from base 120 to 404 and encodes 94 amino acids. NCBI's taxonomy places the organism in Eukaryota, Metazoa, Chordata, Actinopteri, Siluriformes, Ictaluridae.